AUGGCCUCGCUCGAGCAAGCAGCACAAACCUCCCCCCUCUUCCGCCACCGCCAACUCGCACCAGCAGCAGCAGUCCGCGUAUCCCCAUUAUGCCUUGGAGCCAUGACAUUCGGCAACCGCCAAGAGUCCCGCUACGGAGAAUGUACUCGUGAAGACGCCUUCGCCAUCCUUGACCACUUCUACAGCCAAGGAGGCAACUUCAUCGACACCGCCAGCGGCUACCAAGAAGGCCAAUCAGAGGUCCUAGUCGGCGAAUGGAUGGCAGAGCGCAAGAACCGCGACGAGAUUGUGCUGGCAACCAAGUACACAACCGCCUAUAUGACACACCACAAAGACGCCAUCCAAUCCAACUACGGCGGUAACAACGCCAAGUCCAUGAAAGUCAGCGUAGAGCAAUCUCUACGCAAACUCCAGACUUCUUACAUUGACUUACUCUACGUCCACUGGUGGGACUUCACCACCUCUAUCCCGGAGCUCAUGCACGCGCUAAACGAUCUCGUCGUGGCGGGGAAAGUCAUUUACCUCGGUAUCUCGGAUACCCCCGCCUGGGUGGUGACCAAAGCGAAUCAGUAUGCCCGGGAUCACGGACUACGUCCGUUUGCUGUUUACCAGGGGAUGUGGAGCGCAGCAAUGCGCGACUUUGAAAGAGAUAUUAUUCCCAUGGCGAGGGAAGAGGGGAUGGCGUUGUGCCCCUAUGGUGUGUUGAACCAGGGUCGGUUCCAGACUAGAGAGGGCUUCGAGGAGCGGGAGAAGCAUAACCCCGGUCGCAAGUUCAUUCCCACCUCCGAGCAUGAUAAGAAGGUUUCUGCUGCUCUUGAGGACAUUAGCAUUGCUAAGGGCGUGAAGCUGCUCGAUGUGGCUUUGGCCUAUGUGAUGCAGAAGUCUGUCUAUGUGUUCCCGAUUGUGGGUUGCAGGAAGAUCGAUCAUAUCAAGGGUAGCAUUGCGAGCUUGAGCGUGACUCUUACAGAUGAGGAGAUGGCGAAGGUUGACAGCGCUUACCCCUUUGACUUUGGGUUUCCUCACACUUUCCUGAGUGGCUCGAUGUUCGAUCAUUCUACUCCGAGAAUGGCUGAGAAGCCCGGUGAUGUCUGGCUGACCAAGGUGAUGGGCAAGUUCGACUGGGUCGAGCAAACCAAGCCGAUCAGACCAGCUCCUUGA
Aspergillus eucalypticola CBS 122712 is the source of this 1158-nucleotide messenger RNA. Its product is annotated as aldo/keto reductase. Bases 1 to 1158 code for a protein of 385 amino acids. The record is from RefSeq and is a predicted model, not a curated record. The transcript has a single exon. NCBI's taxonomy places the organism in Eukaryota, Fungi, Ascomycota, Eurotiomycetes, Eurotiales, Aspergillaceae.